Molecule: messenger RNA, 2464 nt
Organism: Nothobranchius furzeri (turquoise killifish)
Lineage: Eukaryota; Metazoa; Chordata; Actinopteri; Cyprinodontiformes; Nothobranchiidae
Gene: ppp1r8b
Product: protein phosphatase 1, regulatory subunit 8b
Cellular component (GO): nuclear speck
Molecular function (GO): protein serine/threonine phosphatase inhibitor activity; mRNA binding; protein binding
Source: RefSeq, a predicted model, not a curated record
AUUCCUAAGCGACAAUUACCCAAAAUGCAUCGUUAACAUGUAGAGGGAAGAUGGCAGCUAAAACAAGCAAAGACGGUCCACCUUUUGACUGCCCAUCAUGGGGAGGAAAACCGCCCACAGGACUGCACUUAGACGUGAUGAAAGGAGACAAACUGGUUGAGAAACUGAUCAUAGAUGAAAAGAAGUUCUACCUGUUUGGUAGGAACCCCGACUGGUGUGACUUCACCAUCGACCAUCAGUCGUGCUCGCGUGUUCACGCCGCUCUAGUCUACCAUAAACACCUAAAAAGGCUCUUCCUUAUAGAUCUUAAUAGCACACAUGGUACCUUCCUCGGACACAUUCGCCUUGAGCCUCACAAGCCUCAGCAGGUUCCAAUCGACUCUACAAUAUCCUUCGGGGCGUCAACACGUACCUACACCAUCAGAGAAAAACCCCAAACCCAAGGAAGCGCUGGCACCGGCGACAGUAAGACAGGAGAUGAGGAGGAGCUAAAAGGACUGCUCGGGCUUCCGGAGGAAGAGACAGAGUUGGAGAAUCUAACGGAGUUCAACACUGCUCACAACAAACGCAUCUCCCUCCUGACCAUCGAGGAAGGCAACCUGGAAAUCCAGAGACCCAAGAGGAAACGGAGGAACUCCAGAGUUACUUUCAGUGAAGAGGACUCUAUCAUCAACCCAGAGGACAUAGACCCAUCGGUCGGCCGCUUCAGGAAUAUGAUUCAGACAGCCGUCAUCCCCAUGAAGAAGCGAAGAUCUGACGGCCAAAACACUCUGGGUCUGGACGAUCUGGCUUCAAAGCGUAUCCACGGCUACAGCUUAGGUGGUGGACUUUAUGGCGACUUGCCUCCUACCAGUCAUGAGAACAAGCCAACGGGAGCUCCGGGAGGUGUUGCUAUGCAAGGAGGGCUUCCGCUGCCCUUCCCUAAUCCAGCGCCAGAGGUAGACUUGGACCCAGAUGCUCCUCAGCCCCUCAUCACCCUUAACCCCACACCUGUAACAGCUCCCUACCUGCCAGAGACCCUCAACGAGCCGCGCAAAAAGAAGUACGCCAAAGAGGCGUGGCCAGGAAAGAAACCCACGCCCUCGCUACUCAUCUAAGCAGUUUUUCUGUAGUGCUGCCGACUCUCAGGUUUCCAGCAGAUACAUCAGGGACUGUGACCUGGCAGAGGUGGAGUUCUUCACUUCUGAUGGAUCUUUUAUUUUUAUCAUCAUUUUGUUGUGUUUCCCAUAUUUACGCAGUUUUGCAUAAAAUUCAUCCCAUAAACAAGAGAAUCUCAUUUAUUUGUAAUGGAGUUCUCCAAAAUUUACAACAGUUGUGAUUUAAGGAGCUGCAGGCGAGUGGGGGCACGUAGACUUUUACUAGUCUGGGCGAACAACAGUGGAUAUGAUAACUGUUAUGUAAUGGUAUGAUUUUGUUUUUAUAUGUUUUUGGACUCAUUCCUUCAAAAUGUCGACAAAAGUGUUAAAAAAGGUGAAAAAGUAAUUUUAUUUACAGUAUUUUAUCGAGAAAAUCCAAAACUCCAGAUCUGGAUCAGUUUUCAACAUAGGGGGGGCUUUUUUAUUUAGAAAACAAUGAAAUCAAACAUUUUAAUUCAAUCCACUGGGUGGUUGGAGUUUUUCUUGCAUUCACUCACAAGCCACUAGAUGGUGGUUUAAUCUCUAAUAUCAGGUUUGAGUGAGAUUGAAAAAGAAGCCUGCAGGCGCUAGUUUAUACAAACAGGUUUGUGUCUUCAUUUAAUGAAAGGAAUGGUAAAUAAAUACAUGUCUUCAUUAGUUUUUUUGUUUAGGUUAAAGUCUGAACUGUACAAUGUUCAUUAUAUAUAUUUGACAUGUUGAGUUUUUAAAAGUUUGGCCAUUUCCCACCAUAAAUCUACUGUAAAUACAGUUUUUCUUUGUCAUUUCAGUAAAGUUUCAAGUACUAGGAAAAAGAAAAAAGGAUUCUAGCACAAUGCGGAUUUAAUAUGAAAUAAAACCGAACAGCAGUGCAGCAUAACAUGUUUUUAAAGCUGUGUUUUCCAUAACUGUCGAGAAAAAAGCUGCAAAAUAAAUUCCCACUGUCGAACACGUCAUCUGGUUAUAAUUUUAUGAUGGUUUUAUAGUGCAGAUAAAUGCAAUAUUGCAUUAAAAAGUAUGAAAAUGGUCAAAUCUGGUUCUGCCUUCUAGCAUUUGGAAGAUGAUAGGGUAUUAAAUAGGAACAGGCUUUUGGGCGGAUCAAAGGUCUGGUUGAGUUGGUAAGAACCAUCAGAACCUCUGGAUUAUGUUAGUUCAGGUUAUAUCCUCUGGUGUAUUCAAGUAAAGUACUGAAAAGUUUUGCCUUAUUAGGGGUCCUUGGAAACAAUGAAAGGUCAAAGGCCUGGACGAAAAGCUCGGUUGAUGUUCCAGUUUUUACAAACUGCUGGUGACUUUGUCCUUUUUAAUGUGUGGAUUUUGUAAAAUGACUGUAAAUUAAAAAGAAUUUGACAUUU